AGUGCAGUGUGGGUUGGGGCCGGGGGUGGGGGGCAGAGGGGGGUGGCCCAGGUGGCCCUAGGACCCCCCCUCCAUGGAAAACCAGCUAUGGCAUAACACCGUGAGAUGUUGCAAUCAAUACCAAGAAAGCCCCCACGAUGCCGAGGACAUCUUACUCCUGCUGCUGGGCCUCAUCGUUCUUGUCAACAUUGGCAUCAACGUGGCAACUAUGAUGUGGCAUGGACUCCAGAACGCCUUAGACAAGAUGAUUGAUUGGGCUACUCAGAAAAAUGAAAUUCAGGCCAGUGAAAGUCCCCCAAGUGGUCCCCCAGACAAGGCUCAGGAUGUCCACAUCCACUGCAUCCUGGACCCUGUGCAGGUGAAGAUGUCCCGACCCACGCAGUACUCCUCUUUCUCCUGCCACCAUUUCUCCAACCAUCACAGUAGCAGUCUUCUUCGCUGUGUUCGUCGCCGCCGCCGCCGCCACCGCCGUUGUCGCCGUCGCUGCUGCAACCACCAGCAGCGGCCGCAGAACUACAGACAAAUCCCCCAUAGCCACUCAGUCUUCCGUAACCCACAUCGCAGCCAAAAGAUGUCACAACUACACCGAGUGCCUUUCUUUGAUCAGGAGGACCCGGAUUCCUACCUGGAGGAGGAGGACAACCUGCCCUUCCCGUAUCCCAAGUACCCACGUCGCGGCUGGGGCGGGUUUUAUCAGAGAGCGGGCCUGCCCUCCAAUGUGGGGCUGUGGGGCCACCAGGGUGGUAUCCUGGCCAGUCUGCCACCACCCUCUCUCUACCUGUCACCUGAGCUGCGCUGCAUGCCCAAGCGUGUAGAGGCCAGGUCUGAGCUGAGGCUGCAGUCCUAUGGGCGCCACGGUUCCCAAUCCCGACUGUGGGGCAAUGUGGAGGCUGAGCAGUGGGCCUCGUCUCCACCACCUCCCCACCGGCUGCCCCCUAACCCCUCUUGGGUCCCCGUGGGGCACAGCCCUUACCCCUCAGUGGGCUGGAUGCUGUAUGACUCCUGGGAUCAGCGGCGUCGUGGCACGGAGGGCUUUGAGCGCCCCCCUGCCUCGGUGUCCCGGAACGCCCGGCCUGAGGCCCAGGGCUGCCGGGAGCACCACUCCCCACAGUCCCACCAGCAGAGCCUGCUUGGUCACGCCUAUGGCCAGUCCCACCGCAGUCCCCACCCAUCCACGGAACCCUUGGGCUACAGCUCCCAGGACCCCCGUGAGGUGCGGCGUCGGGCAGCUGACUGGGCUGAGGCUCUGCCCGCCUGGCGUCCUCUGACUACCUCUGCCUCCCUCACGGUGUUGGACGAGGCCUCCCAUCAACGGACCCCAGCUCCAAGCUCAGUGCUGGUCCCCCAUUCCUCCCAGCCCUGGCCCAAAGUCCAGGCUGCGGACCCUGCCCCUCCCCCGACCAUGUUUGUCCCACUCAGCCGGAAUCCAGGGGGCAAUGCCAACUACCAGGUGUACGACAGCCUGGAGCUGAAGCGGCAGGUGCAGAAGAGCAGAGCCAGGUCCAGCUCACUGCCACCGGCUUCCACCUCCACCUUGAGGCCCUCUCUGCACAGGAGCCAGACCGAGAAACUCAACUGACCAGCAGGCGGAUGUGGGGUGUGGGGCAGGGCAUGGAGGGAGAGGAAUAAAGAGAAACAGAGUCCAGGAAA
Homo sapiens (human) is the source of this 1650-nucleotide messenger RNA. It is a transcript of the gene SPEM2, whose product is annotated as SPEM family member 2. The record is from RefSeq and is marked validated. Lineage: Eukaryota; Metazoa; Chordata; Mammalia; Primates; Hominidae. The coding region runs from base 74 to 1579 and encodes 501 amino acids. Gene Ontology annotation, cellular component: membrane. The transcript has 3 exons.